GUAGAGUUAAUUAGCCACAUUCUCUUAAAGAUGGUGAAGGCUCGAGAUUCUGAGAACACAUCUAAUCUGAAAAGAGGUUCAUGGAGUCCUGAAGAAGACCAGAAACUGAUAGCUUAUAUCAGUAAAUAUGGCAUUUGGAAUUGGACUGAGAUGCCAAAACCUGCUGGUUUGUUGAGGACUGGGAAGAGUUGUAGACUCCGUUGGAUGAAUUACCUACGGCCAGAUAUUAAGCGUGGAAACUUCACUCAAGAAGAAGAAGAAAUCAUAAUCCAGAUGCAUCAAGAACUAGGAAAUCGGUGGUCCACCAUUGCAGCAAGACUUCCAGGAAGAACAGACAAUGAGAUUAAAAAUUACUGGCACACCCGCUUGAGUAAGAAAUGCUAUCAAGAAAUACAAGCCGCCAUCGAAGACAACCAGAAUAAUCCACCUGGAGUCGAUUCCUUACUUCCCAGUACUCCAGAAGCAUCAAACAUGGAUGGCUAUAAGGAGUCUCCAAUAUCCUCAGAGCUAUCUAUUGAUGAUUAUUCUUCAUCAAGCCCCCCUGAUCCCGCUGGUGAAAUUUAUGAAAACCAGACCAUAAAAGAGAACAUAGGUUCAUCUAAUACAUAUAGAGAUCUCCAAAGUUUAUUGGAGCAGUACUCAUUUCCAAUGGAAAAUCUGUACAAGGUGGAUGGCUGUGGGGCUACAGCUCAAGGAGGGUUAUCAAAGGAAGAACUACAAAUUAUUUUUGAGCUGCCAUUUCCAAUGGAGGGUUCAGACAUGAUGGAAGGUUAUGGGGCCAUUCCAUACCAUGGAAUUGAAGUAUCAAAUUCUCAGUGCGGGCUUCAAGAAGGUCCAUAUCUAUUUUCUUCCAACUAUGAAGGUGGCAAUGAUUUCUGGCCCUAA
Messenger RNA from Pistacia vera, 885 nucleotides. RefSeq names its product transcription factor MYB13-like. The record is from RefSeq and is a predicted model, not a curated record. NCBI's taxonomy places the organism in Eukaryota, Viridiplantae, Streptophyta, Magnoliopsida, Sapindales, Anacardiaceae. The transcript has 3 exons. Bases 31 to 885 code for a protein of 284 amino acids.